Messenger RNA from Parasteatoda tepidariorum (common house spider), 979 nucleotides. The record is from RefSeq and is a predicted model, not a curated record. NCBI's taxonomy places the organism in Eukaryota, Metazoa, Arthropoda, Arachnida, Araneae, Theridiidae.
UCAGGUGACCAGGAAAAAACAAGAAACGGCGCUGUUUCAAGGGAAACAACAGUUAGGCAAGCGUCUCUCUCUUGUUUUCAUUUCAUAUGGAAUUUUCAGGUGUACCCGAUCGCUGUAUGUAAUCGUUUUCAAAAAGAUAAACAUGUUUCUGAAGUACUUUAUAUAUUUUGUGACUGUGUUUUAUGUUGCGCAUGCUCAGAGGGGAGGAUGUUCCAGAGAACGCAUGCGGCAAUGUGAGGAUACUUUAAUGCGGAGCAUUCAAAGGAGGCAUAACGAUCUUGGACGCACGGAAAUGCAAUCCCAUUGUUCGAAUGUGAGGGAUGAUUUCAACUGCUUGCUGAGAGAAACUAGAUGUCUAACAUCAGAGACUGAUCGUAGCCGUAACGGUGAUUCUUUGAGAAAUGCUCUCAAGUACAUCCGGGAUGGUUGUGACAGCAGUGGAAAUAGUUGGCGUGACAGCAAUUGUUUCAUCGGAGUAGACAUGAAGAGUUGUGAGAGUUCUUUUCCUCUAGGAGGAGUUCAGUUUUCUUCCUACAACCCUGAGACAUGCAGGAAGUACAACUUGUUCUACGACUGCGUUCAGGAUAUUGUCCGAACUCGAUGUAGAUCAGACGAUGACCGAUACUUGGGUCAAUAUCUGGUUGAUACUGCCCAAGACCUCGCCUGGAACUGCGGAGAAUCAUCUACCACUUCUGAUCGAUUCAGGCAAGAUGAUCGACGUGAUGAUCGCUAUAACGAUCGAGAUCGAAUGAACGAUCGAGAUCGAAUGACAGAUCGAGAUCGAAUGAACGAUCGUGAAAGAGAUCAGCAAAGAGGCGGGAGCUAUAGCGGAAGAGAUGAUCGAUACGGUGGUGGUGGAUACGGAGACAGAGAUGGCGAUCGAUAUGGCAAUGGAAGAUAUUCUGGCACUUAUUCGAAUGGGAAUGGUAAGAUAUUUUAAAUUGCAAGUUUAUAAUACCAUUGUUUAAAUUAAAUUUAU